UUCUCCUCUCUCUCUCUCUUCAAAGCCCGCACAGUCUCUCUUUCGUUCUCUCUCAAUCUCUCACCAGUCGGCUCCUCUGUACUCUGCGACUUCUUCCUUUUUGCUUCUGAGCCCUUUGGCCUUUCGUUUUCUCUCGAGAACUCGCUUGAGCUAUAAACGAAAAAUGGCCAACGAGACUUUCCUUCUUCUUCUGCUUCUGGCACUGGCUUCCCACUCCGCUCUUGCUCAGGCUCCCGGAGCAGCACCGAACCAAUCUCCGCCAGCAGCUACUCCAGCUCCGGCCCCAAAGGCUGCGGCUCCAACUCCCUCAGUCAUGGCUCCACCACCAGCCACCACUCCAACUACUCCACCAACCGUAGCUCCAACCGUACCUCCAGCAAGUGCACCAACUUCUCCCACCAUCUCUCCUCCUGCUCCUCCCACCUCUCCCGCUUCAGCUCCAUCCACACCGGUCCCUCCCACACCAUCCAUUUCCAACCCUCCCGGUGAGGCUCCUGCCGUCACUCCCGGCAAUGGAGCUGCCUUGAACAGAAUCUCCGCCGCCGGAUCUUUCGCAGGAGCUGUCUUCGCCGCGGCCUUGUUGCUGUAGAUCUGACACGGAGCCGACGAUUUAGGGUUAUUUUAGUAGGAUUUUCGAGAGCUUCUUCGUCUUUUUGAUUUUAUUGUUUAUUUAUUUUGAAUUUACGGUGGUUGAUGGUUGUGAUUGUAUGGGUCUUUUGGAGGUUGAUCUGAGAUUCCAUUUGCUUACUCUUCUUACUAUUGUUAUGGUUAUUGGUAUUUAUGAAUUCUUUUUUUUAA
Carica papaya (papaya) is the source of this 798-nucleotide messenger RNA. It is a transcript of the gene AGP10, whose product is annotated as arabinogalactan protein 10. The record is from RefSeq and is a predicted model, not a curated record. Lineage: Eukaryota; Viridiplantae; Streptophyta; Magnoliopsida; Brassicales; Caricaceae.